AUGCUGCCGCCUUCAAAUAGCAGGAACAAUCCGCUUCUCCAAUACCUCGAGAAACUCGCAGCAGUCACUCACCGACCGCGACACCUUCCACCGAGUACUCGACCGGCACCGCCACCAUAUACAGCUUCUUUCUCCUCUCAAGAUUCAGAGCAAGACUGGGAUGAGGAUUACGAUUAUGACGAAGACUACGACGAGUACUGCGAAGCAAAAGCAGAGCACCGAGCAGACUCAAACUCAACUACAAGCUCAAUUCGCGCCCCAGCAGCGAACUCAAAUACACUCACCAUUGACCUCAACUCGUCGAUUCAGAUCAAGGGUGAUGCCAAUACCAUCAUCAUCACGUCGGACUCUGUCCACCAGCAGCAUGCCUCAUAUCAGGGCACUAGUACUCGGAAUCUACGGCCGGAGAGACCAUCAGCCGGAGCCGCAGCAGCACCAGCUAUAAGCUCGAAACUUGCAAACACAACAUCCGCUAUCGUCGCCGCGCUCCAGAAGUCCGGUGUUUUAUCCGGACCUGGAUCGGGCCCCGGGUCCAGCGCAGCUCCCUCGGUGAACAUCAACAUCGACGCCGGGAUCAGGGUUGACGGCAUUCAAAACGUCGUCUGUUUCGGAGCUGGGUCUUUACCUCUUGCUAAGCGGUAUCAUGAUGCCGCUGGGAGGAAACGACGGGCUCAAUCGGAGCCCCUGACUGGAGGUGAAGAGAAGAGGAAUAGAGUGAUCUAG
This is a messenger RNA of Aspergillus calidoustus, 723 nucleotides long. Lineage: Eukaryota; Fungi; Ascomycota; Eurotiomycetes; Eurotiales; Aspergillaceae. The record is from the annotation of a GenBank genome assembly.